AUGAACAAGGAGAGCCCGUCGACUGUUGCGAGCCUUAUGGAGGCAACUGACCCAAGCCGUUCACCGAAACAAGAUGAAUCAAUACUGGGGUCCAACUGCCCAACUGAUGUCUUCCAGAUCUCGCCUACGGUAGCACUGGGACUACUGUGCGCUGGUAUUGAAAUGCUUGUGGAAUCGACCGCAGAAGGAGUGGGUUAUUCUCAGGGAGCUGCCGUUCCUGUUCCCGGGCCCUUGGCCCACAGUGACUGUAUAUCUAGCGGGGAAUCUACACCAAUAAGGGUCACUGGGUUAUAUCGAUCCACAGAAAGCUAUGAUGAAGCAGGUCAUCACUCAAAACAGCAGACUGUGCUGUCCAAAAGAUUCUCUUCGAAACGGCAGCCACCGAUAACGUUGGAGGAAUAUUUGCUGCGUGUGCACAAGUUCUGCCCUAUGUCUACAGGUGUUUAUCUUGCCACAAGCAUGUACAUCAUGAGGAUGGCGACUGUCGAACGGGUGAUAGUCGUCAGCCGGAAGAACAUGCAUCGCCUGGUGCUUGCUGGACUUCGCGUGGCGAUGAAGUCCUUGGAAGACCUCAGCUAUCCCCAUAGCCGGGUUGCUAAGGUCGGAGGGGUGACUGAGCGCGAACUGUCGAGACUCGAGAUCAGUUUCUGUUUCCUUGCGGAUUUCGAACUACGAGUCGACGCGGAUAUGCUCGUCGACCAAGUUAGACUACUCCGAGAUAUAGGCUGUUGCAGUGAUCCCCUCCGUUGA
Molecule: messenger RNA, 750 nt
Organism: Aspergillus welwitschiae
Lineage: Eukaryota; Fungi; Ascomycota; Eurotiomycetes; Eurotiales; Aspergillaceae
Product: putative cyclin-dependent protein kinase complex component
Exons: 1
Coding region: 1-750 (249 amino acids)
Biological process (GO): regulation of cyclin-dependent protein serine/threonine kinase activity
Cellular component (GO): nucleus; cyclin-dependent protein kinase holoenzyme complex
Molecular function (GO): cyclin-dependent protein serine/threonine kinase regulator activity; protein kinase binding
Source: RefSeq, a predicted model, not a curated record